CUUCCGUGUGCUGGUCCUGUUUGUGUAUUACACACAGCUUAUUCAGAGCCUGCCUUCUGGGGGUUUCGCCUUCGUCAGCAGCCCAGGCCUGGCUCCACCCUCUGUGACUGUAAAGACAGUUCGAGUAGCAGGCAGCAAGCAGAGAGAUAAGCGGCUGGUCUCCAAGGAUCAGAGACAGGGGAAUAGAGGACGUGUCAGUGGAUCCCCGAUAUUGUUACCUGAAUCGGGCAGGAAUCACGGAGGCUUUCUGUUUGUUGCUGCCUCGCCAUUUUCAGAGGAGGAGGAAAAGGAUUUAAGAGGGAGGGAAUCUACUAAACAAGAGAAGUGUUGUUUCGGCAAACAAAGGACAGCACACAGAAGCGAGAGAGAGAGAGGCUUUAGCUCCAUAUCCAGUCCCCUCAGAGUGAAACACCGCCAUAGAAAAAUGGCUCAGGAGACAAACCAGACUCCAGGACCCAUGCUGUGCAAUACAGGAUGUGGUUUUUAUGGGAAUCCUAGAACAAAUGGAAUGUGCUCGGUUUGCUAUAAAGAACACCUUCAAAGACAGAACAGUGGCAGAAUCAGUCCAAUGGGGGCAGCCAGUGGUUCAAAUAGUCCAUCUGCAGAAUCUGCAACUGUACAGAGAGUAGAAACUUCCUUGAACUGUGAAGGUGCUGCAGGCGGUCUCUCUGAUAAAUCAAGAAAUACACCCUUGGCUGCAUUGCCUGUAACCCAGCAAAUGACAGAGAUGAGCAUUUCAAGAGAAGACCACGUUGCCUCUCCUAAAACAGAAACGUCUGAGCCUGUUGUGACUCAGCCAAGCCCUUCGUUAUCCCAACCCAGUACUUCUCUGAAUGAGGAAAAGGCACCAGAGCUUCCAAAGCCAAAGAAAAACAGAUGUUUUAUGUGCAGGAAGAAGAUUGGCCUUACAGGUUUUGACUGCCGUUGUGGGAAUCUCUUCUGUGGACUUCAUCGUUAUUCAGACAAGCACAACUGCCCAUAUGAUUACAAAGCAGAGGCUGCUGCAAAAAUAAGAAAAGAAAACCCUGUUGUGGUGGCAGAAAAAAUACAGAGAAUAUAAACAAUGAUACAUUUUGUGAAGACAGACUAUUAUAUUUUUUUCUGGGUUUCUGAUUUUAAUAUAUCCUAGGGAAAUAUGAAAGAGCAGAUGCAUGUCCAUUUUUUCCUACUGAUGUUAUCCACAGUUUCUUUAUGUGAUGUUCCCCUCCCCCCAUCUUAUCUUGAACUUAAAGAAUGUUUGGGUGUUUGUUACAGACAAAAUUGGAUGAAUACACACAGCCCUUUUCCAACAGAAGCACCUGAGCCCAAAAUACAUGGAUUGUCGGCAUUGGACUAAGCUUCACAUUUAUUGCAUAUCUGGUGUUAUGUUAACAAGCGAAUGUGCCAAAAACUGUAGGCUUUCAUUCUGCAUGCCUUCACCUGAUCCUCUGCUUGUAGUAAUAUAUUUGGCAGCUGGCUUAGGGAUAUGUUGAAAGGGAGAUCCUAAUACUCCAGGAUAAAACCAGUAAUGCAUCUCCCUUGUUCUAGAAUACUGACUUUUAACUCUACUGUAUGGACUGUAUCAGACUGUUUUGCAGUAAGAUGUUCUUAUUAUAGUAACUUCAAAAAACUGCUUUGUAAAACUCUUUGCAUGCCAUAGAAGAAUCCAGGUGACAGCCAUUCUUUAUGUUUUCUGAAUGGUGGAACUUUGAAUUGGUCCAAACCAUAGCACUCCCAAGUAAAGGUCAAGAGUCAAGCAACUGCACCAAAUAACCCAGGAAACAAAUAGGAUCCUUUUAUACAUACAUCUGGUGUCAUUCAGCUUUCUCAGCCAUUCUUUAGCUGUUGCUUUGAAACAGAACUUGCAAUAUUUUGGUGUUUGGGGGGGCCUAUAAACAAUAUGCAAUAUUUUACUGAAAUAAUGGCUGCCCCUUUUCCACCUGUUCAGUGUCGAGUCACACUACAGUUAAUCACGUGCUGUUAGCCUUUGUUAGUUCUUGUGAGGUUUAUGGGCUUCACACAUAUUUGCACAAGGAGUAUGUUGUCAUUUUUCUGUAGCUCGUGGAUAAUUCUAAAGAUCGUAUGCGGCGAGCAUUAACUGUACUAAUCCAUGCAUCGUACAGAUGUUGUGUCUUUGUCACAAGUGAAAGACCCUUCACCAUUAAAAACUAAGGAUACCUAAAAUAAUGCCAACUGCUAUGUUGGUAUUAUUAUACAGCGUACUUUGCUAUAGCCACAUCGUCUCUUUUGCUGUGCCUUUUUUUCCCCCGACUUUGGCCUAUGAGAGGUGUUCCAAUAGUAAUUUCCUUGUUUUGGUAAAAUUAUACAGCAGUGUUUUUACAGGACGGAUGGCAUCACCUGUUAUAAGAAGCAGCCGGUAGCAGUUCUCAGGGGAUGGGGCUUCAUUUCUGGUAUUCUUGUCUUAAUAGUAUGUGUGGUUUUGUUUAGAUGUACUGGGGUGUGUGUGUCUGGGUCCCCCCCCCCCCUCCAUUUUUGUGAGGUAUUCAAGAAAAUGGUUUUUUGACCAUUGAGACUGAGGUUUUACAAUGUGAUUCAGUUGCACAGAUUUGCAUGUAAACUAUACCUUACAUAGCUGCUGAUUGAUUCUUGGUUUUGGGUGUGUCUGAUAACUUCCAUGAGUGGUACCAGGAACCACGCAGAGGGCUGCUCAUCUUAACUCUUCUCAGUUUUACUUGGGUUUAGGACUUUAAUGUUCUUGGUUGUAUUGCAUGGGCUGCAGUAUAUACAGCUUUGUACAAAACCAACUCUACAGAAGGCAGUAUACUUCACUGAUGCUUGUCUGGUAAUAUCACUUCUGUGUUCUAAUGGAAGGAUUUCUUAUGUAUGAAAAUUUUAACUCUUUUCUUUCCUGUUUUAGAUGAGAGAGUACAAUUUUUAGAGUAGAGUUGUGGUAAUCCUGUUCUCGUCUGUAAAUAGUUCUGUGUUCACUCAGACUCACUUUACGCUUUUACUUUGUGUGUUCUGUCUCUAGUUUAUUCUUCACUUUCCACACUUUCCAAGCAUCAGUUUUUCUUUUUUUUGUUUUUGCUUUUUCUUUGCUUUAAACCUUGUAUUUCUGUUCUGAGUUAUUAGAUAUGCAAAUGUGUACAGAUAGUUAAUAUUUAUGUAUUGCACAUAAUCAUGCUAUUCAGCAUUUAUGCUAUAUUGUAUUAUGUAAAUAAUAAAAUUAUGUACAGUGGGAGCA
This is a messenger RNA of Xenopus tropicalis (tropical clawed frog), 3184 nucleotides long. RefSeq names its product zinc finger AN1-type containing 5 (gene zfand5). Gene Ontology annotation, molecular function: DNA binding; zinc ion binding. The coding region runs from base 425 to 1060 and encodes 211 amino acids. The record is from RefSeq and is a predicted model, not a curated record. NCBI's taxonomy places the organism in Eukaryota, Metazoa, Chordata, Amphibia, Anura, Pipidae. The transcript is spliced from 6 exons.